AUGGCUGGUGAAGGCUCAAGCCAGAGCCAAAUUGUUGGGAAUUCGAGGAGUAUGAUAGAUGCAGAAGUUCAAGGUGCCAGCACUCAAGAUGCUUCUAUAGCAUCGGUGGCGGAAGAUGAGGAUGUCCAGUUAGGGGAGGAGACAGGAAGAUUUUUUCCACUGUUGUUGCGAAAUAGAGUGGCAAAGCAUACCAGAGCUGUUGGAAGACAUUUUAACGUUUUAGAUAGGCUUUUCAAGAGAAACAGACGACAGGUCAUACAUCUGCAACAGGGAGCCAGUUAUGACGGAGUCUUCAGUAAUCUAAGCGCAAAGCCAGAUAUUAACAACGAUGCCACGACAGGUUCUGAGGAUAACCCACCUACGUACGACGAAGCGGCCGUGGAUAUGGCGCCUUCGUACUAUGGGGUUGACGAGGAUGGUUCAGGAAUGUACUAUAAUGAGAUUUGCAUAGAGGGUCUUCCUGUAGGCAAUCUUGCCAACUUGAUAUGGAACAUGGUUGUGAGCUCGAGUUUCCAGUUCAUUGGGUUCUUAAUAACAUACAUUCUUCAUACAUCACACGCAGCGAAACAAGGGUCGAGGUUUGGAUUAGGCCUAACGUUCAUGGGAUAUGCAUACUCAAUGAGCCCGAACGACGUCCUUUCCAAGGUAGGUAAAGAUAAACAGGUCGAUCGAGUAAAGCUUUCCGAUCCCACUGACCACGAUGAUUUGCAUUUAUAUUCCUCUCCGACAGUACAGGAUGACUUCGAACCAAAGCUGGCCCCAGGUGCGCAUCCACAGAAGCAGGAAUUACCGCUGUUAGCUGUGUUUACUGGUCUACUGGGCAUCUUCAUAAUGCUCAAGAGUCUUUAUGACUACGUUCAAAUCAAAAAGAUGGAGAGAAAAUUUCUAUCACAGGAGCAGAGUUCGCCCUAA
Messenger RNA from Torulaspora globosa, 912 nucleotides. It is a transcript of the gene BSD2, whose product is annotated as Bsd2p. Gene Ontology annotation, biological process: ubiquitin-dependent protein catabolic process; vacuolar transport; positive regulation of protein ubiquitination. The transcript has a single exon. The coding region runs from base 1 to 912 and encodes 303 amino acids. Lineage: Eukaryota; Fungi; Ascomycota; Saccharomycetes; Saccharomycetales; Saccharomycetaceae. Gene Ontology annotation, cellular component: perinuclear region of cytoplasm; Golgi apparatus; endoplasmic reticulum. The record is from RefSeq and is a predicted model, not a curated record.